UUUGCUCCAUGUACGUUAUCGGUGAGGUGGAAAAACGACAAAUCUGGCUUAAUAGAGUUAUCAAGAAGUUGUCGGUCAAAUUUAUUUUUGGAGAGACACAUCAAGGAGAUUCACGAAAAAAUUGUUGUCGCUAAAUGUGAGAAAUGCAAAAAACCAUUUUCCAAUUCUGAUCUCUACAAAAACCAUUUGAAACAACAUGAGAAAAAACCGUUUAGCUGUAAUCAAGAUUUAUGCUUCAAAAUGUUUCAAACUAAAAUUGAUUUGGUGAAUCAUGUUAAAACGAUACACAAAGUCUACGACAUUUUGUUAGAAGAAGCGGAAAAAUUUUCUUGUGAUUAUUGCAAAAAGUCUUUUCAUCAGAGGAACAUCUUAAAAAACCAUUUGGAGAUCCAUCGUAGUGAACUUAUCAAAGAUCAUCCAGACAGUAAAAAAUGCAAAUAUUGUUCGAGAUACUUCUUCAAAGAAGACUUGAGAAAACAUUAUCUGGAGAAACAUAAGCCGCAAAAGUGUGAGGAAUGUGGAAAGGUUUUGUUCAAUGUUACAUCAUAUCGGAACCAUCAAAAACUUCACGAUGGACCUAAAUUUACCUGCGAUAUUUGUGGACAAGUUGCUGCGAAAAAGGGAACCUUGGAGACCCACAUCAUAUACGUUCAUCUGAAAAAUGGACCUCAAUCGAAAUGCGAACUUUGUGAUAAAAUGAUAAUGAAUCGUAGCAUGAAAAAACACAUUCAAAGGGUUCAUGAUAAAAUUUUGAAAUACGAAUGUAUCAUAUGUAAAAAAGGUUUUUCUCAAUCAAGAGACUUACGAGAUCAUUUAGCAUUGAAGCAUUUAGAACAAGAAUUGUACAAAUGCUCGAUUUGUGAUAAAAGCUUUUCAACUAAAGGUUCUUUGAAAAAUCACGUGCAGAUUCAUGAGAGUGAAAAAAUCAAAGACCAUCCAGACAGCAGGAAAUGCAAAUAUUGCUCGAAGUUUGUCCUGAAGGAAAAUUUAAAAGAGCAUCUCCUGAAGCAACACAAAGAACGAACAUGUGAAGAAUGUGGAAAAAUUUACUUCAAUGAAAAAUCAUUUCAUGAGCAUAAAGAAACACACAAAGGACCAAAAUUUACUUGUGACCUCUGUGGAAAGAAGAGCUUCACGAAAAGUAUUAUACAGAACCACAUGAUACACGUUCAUCUGAAAAAUGUUCCCCGAUCUAAAUGUGAAAUAUGUGAUAAGAAAAUAAAGACUUCCGAUAUGCAAAGACACAUUCAAAUCGUUCACGAAAGAAACUACAAGAUAAAAUGUGUAAUUUGUGAAAAAGGAUUUCAAACAUCAACAAAGUUACGAGAUCAUCUGGCCUUGCAACAUUUGGAGGAAGAACUUCACAAAUGCUCAAUUUGUGACAACAGUUAUUCAAGUAAAGCUAGCUUAAAGGCACACCUAAGGAUGAUGCAUGAAAAAAUUAUUGUGGCCAAAUGUGAGAAAUGUGGAAAAGAAUACACAAACUUAGGAAAUUACAAGAAACACUUAAAAACGCAUGAGCAAAAUCCGUUCAGUUGUGACAAAUGCUUCAGAAUGUGUGAGUCGGAAAAGGCUUUGAAAGAACAUCUUGCGAAGCGUCAUUACAAUUGCGAUAAAUGUGGCAAAGUUUUCAUGGAUCGGAAAUAUUUUCGGAAGCACGUAAAAAAUUUAGUGCCCUAUGGGAGAAAAACGGAUCAACUUGAUGCCUUAAGGGAUCAGAAAGGUUGCCUAAAAUCACACAUGGAAGUUCAUCUCAAUGAACUCAUAAAAGAUCAUCCAGACAGUAAAAAAUGCAAAUAUUGUUCGAGAUACUUCUUCAAAGAAGACUUGAGAAAACAUUAUCUGGAGAAACAUAAGCCGCAAAAGUGUGAGGAAUGUGGAAUGGUUCUCUUCAAUGCUGCAUCAUAUCGGAACCAUCAAAAAAUUCACGAUGGACCUAAAUUUACCUGCGAUAUUUGUGGAUAUGUUGCUACGAGAAAAAGUCACUUGGAGAAUCACAUGAGAAGCAUGCAUUUGAAAAAUAUUUCUCGAUCGCAAUGUAAGUUUUGUGACAAGAUGAUUUUGGAUGAUUGUAUGAAGCGUCAUGUAGAGAUCACUCAUGAAAGAGCUUUCAAACUAAGAUCAUUUAGCUUCGAUACAUUUACAGCAAAAACGUCACAAAUGCUCAAUUUGUGA
Culicoides brevitarsis is the source of this 2175-nucleotide messenger RNA. RefSeq names its product zinc finger protein 91-like. The annotation marks the transcript as partial. The transcript has 5 exons. The record is from RefSeq and is a predicted model, not a curated record. Lineage: Eukaryota; Metazoa; Arthropoda; Insecta; Diptera; Ceratopogonidae.